AUGCGCAUAACACAUUUGACACAAGAGACCUCUGAAGUCAUGUGGGCAUUAAUCCUGCCUUUGUUUAAAGCUGUAGCCCACAGCAUUGCAGACACUGAGUCAACGCCUCUUCUGAGGGGACCCAUCCUGCCCACACUUUCUGCUGAAGGGACAGACCCAGGAAGCCACACUCAGUACCGAGUGUCCCACUUCCUCUAUCCAGAGAUGAUUGGCCCUGGCUGGUGCUGGAAUACAGAGAGCAAUCAAACAGACAAAACUCCUUGCCUGCAUGGAGCUUACCCUCAGCUAAGGGAGACAGUCAAAAACAAGUCAACACAUCUAAAGAAGCUGUUGAUGAAACAGGCUCCCCCUUGGAAAGACCACCUCAUCUUCCAUCCUCUCCAUCCUACAGAGAGGAAAACCCAACUUUGGCGUUGGCAGUCAGGUAGUUCAUUAGAUCUGGAAAGCACCUCGUCAGCAUCCCCCUGGCCGACUGGAAGCAACCGUGACGAUGUGCUGAACGCCCUUGCAGAGUUGUGCUGUGGUCUCUCUGAGCUCAUCACAGCACCUUCCUAUGCAGGAGUUUCAAUUCAAGGAUUUAGCCAAAUUUGGGUGCUACUCCCCUUUUGUGGGGGCACUUUUCCUCACAACAAGCAGGAUGUCUUAGGACUCCAGGACACUGAGAGGAACCCCAGUCUCUACAAUCAAAGCAGGAAUAUCAGCCUUCUUACACACUUGGAAAACUCCAAAAUUGUGCGAUCGACAAUCAUCGAUUCAUUGACCGAACAUCCGUUAGGUGUAAGACACUGUGCCACAAGCUUUCCUUGGGGCAUGCCUUCAAGCAGCUAACAGAAAUGAGAAAAGAGGUGAAAAAGACAGCGUGAUAGGCCAUGGUGGCGGAUUGUGGAUGCCCUGCCCUGUAUCCACCUGAGUUUACUUGCGAGGGAGCCUCUACAGCACACUGGCAACUUCCCACUCAGGUGUCUGCAC
Molecule: messenger RNA, 969 nt
Organism: Callithrix jacchus (white-tufted-ear marmoset)
Lineage: Eukaryota; Metazoa; Chordata; Mammalia; Primates; Cebidae
Source: RefSeq, a predicted model, not a curated record